AUUUUCGUUUUAAUUCUUGUGAUUAAGAAAAUGAAAACAAUGCAAUUUUGUUUUUCCAACUCCUUUACAGUUUCAUCUGCCCAUUUUCCCUUUAUAUUUUCCUCUUCAUAUUCCUAACCCUUCUCCCAAACUUCUCUGUUCAUCGUUUUCUCUCUCUCCAGUUAUAAUAAAUAUCUUCACAUACCAUUCUCUGAAUCCAUCUCUCCCAUUAAAAAAAUCGUUCAAGAUCAAAAAGGGUUUAAGGUUUCUAGAGGAGAGAAAAAAAAUGGAGACGUUUUGUGGUUUUCAGAAGGAAGAAGAGCAGAUGGAUUUACCUCCAGGGUUCAGGUUUCAUCCAACGGAUGAAGAACUCAUAAGUCACUAUCUCCACAAGAAGGUUCUUGACAUCAGCUUCUCAGCCAAAGCUAUUGGUGAAGUUGACUUGAACAAAUCAGAACCAUGGGAGUUACCAUGGAUGGCAAAAAUGGGUGAGAAAGAAUGGUACUUCUUCUGUGUGAGAGACAGAAAAUAUCCAACCGGUUUGAGGACUAACCGGGCAACUGAAGCCGGUUAUUGGAAGGCGACCGGGAAGGAUAAGGAGAUUUACCGUGGUAAAUCCCUUGUUGGGAUGAAGAAGACACUUGUUUUCUAUAGAGGAAGAGCUCCUAAAGGUCAGAAAACGAAUUGGGUGAUGCAUGAGUAUAGGCUUGAAGGCAAACUCUCUGCUCAUAAUUUACCUAAAACCGCAAAGAAUGAAUGGGUGAUAUGUAGGGUGUUCCAGAAGAGUGCUGGAGGGAAGAAGAUCCCUAUUUCAAGUCUAAUCCGAAUCGGUUCACUCGGAACCGACUUUAGCCCUUCCCUUAUGCCUUCUUUAACCGAUGCUUCACCUUUCAACGAUAAAACCAAAACAGAACCGGUUUACGUGCCCUGCUUCUCCAACCAAACUGAUCAAGCCCAAGGAAACCCACUUAACUGCUUCAGCAGCCCUGACAUUUUCCACAGGAUUCCACUCUACCAAACUCAAUCCCUCCAGGUCUCUGGUAAUCUACAGAGUCCCAUUCUUGGUCAAGAACAUUCGGUCCUGCAUGCUAUGAUUGAUAACAACAGAAGGCAGAGUCUCAAAGGGAUGAGUGUCUCACAAGAAACCGCAGUUUCUACUGACAUGAACACCGAUAUUUCGUCGGAUUUUGAAUACGGUAAAAGACGUGCUCAAGAAGAUCCGUCGUCCUCUGCUGGACCUGUUGAUCUUGAACCUUUCUGGAAUUACUGAAGAAGAUUCAAGAGUCUCGUGUUCACUAAUUUACUGUCAUAAAGAAAGUAAGAAAA
Messenger RNA from Brassica oleracea var. oleracea, 1305 nucleotides. RefSeq names its product NAC domain-containing protein 100. NCBI's taxonomy places the organism in Eukaryota, Viridiplantae, Streptophyta, Magnoliopsida, Brassicales, Brassicaceae. The record is from RefSeq and is a predicted model, not a curated record. Gene Ontology annotation, biological process: regulation of DNA-templated transcription. The transcript is spliced from 3 exons. Gene Ontology annotation, molecular function: DNA binding. Bases 266 to 1249 code for a protein of 327 amino acids.